CUGGCGACGGCCGCAGCCGCGGGAAAGCGCCGUCCCCCGGGAGGGCGUCGGGCCAGUCAGUUUGUGCGCGGUUGGGCCCGAAGUUGGGUGUUGGAAGUGGAGGUCCUGGCUCCCGGGAAGAACCCCAGGCCUGGGGUCAGCCUCUGAGCGAAGCCUGAGAGCUGGGGCAGCGGGCGGAGCGGACCCAGAGGACACGCCGGGAGCAGCUCGUGCAGCGGGUCCCAGGCUGGACGUGAUGGACGCGCAGGAAACUCAGAAAUGGAAGCUCACACGCAGGUGCCCUUACAGCAGGGGAGCGCGGAGAGCAGCCUGGGACUGGGCCGUGCGCACCGCGCGGGGGCAGGUACUGCGCAGCCCAGCUCGGACCACCGCGCGUCAGGGGAGCAUCCCGGCCUGCUCGGCUCACACAGGACAGGCGCGGGCUCGGGUUUCACCUCAGUUACUCAGAGCAGAAGCUGUGAAGUAAAGGCCUCCUACCUCCACGCUGGCCAAGAACAGCGUCAGCCUGAAAUGAACCUCCCUGAGAACCGGAAACUCUUCCUCACUAAGUCACAAUUCUUCAAGCAUCAGAAAAGUAAAAAAGUAAAGAAAUGUCAUGUGUGCAGGGAGUGUGGCAAGGUCUUCUCCAGAAAGUUCCUGCUCAUCGAACACCAGAGGACCCACACCGGGGAGAAGCCUUACGAAUGCACUGACUGCAGCAAAGCUUUUUUCAGGAAGUCCCACCUCAGUGUCCAUCAGAAAAUCCACAGCGGGGAGAAACCUUUUGUGUGUGGCGGCUGUGGCAAGAGCUUCGUCCACAAGGGCAGCUGCCUGGUGCACAUGCGCACACACGCGGGGGAGAAGCCCUUCGUGUGCGGCGGCUGUGGCAAGGGCUUCGUGCACAAGGGCAGCUGCCUGGUGCACAUGCGCGUUCAUACAGGCGAGAAGCCGUUUACGUGCACGCGGUGUGGAAAGGGCUUCGUCAAGAAGCCAGACCUCAUCACACACCAGCGGGGCAGCAGAGGCGAGAAGCCACACGUGUGCGAGGAGUGUGGCAAAACCUUCUGCGUGAAACGAGAUCUCGUGAGCCAUCGGAGAACGCACCUGGGGGAGAGACCCUACGCCUGCAGCGAGUGUGGCAAAGCCUUCACCUACAGGUCUUUCCUGCUGAAGCAUCAGAGAGCACACGCCAGGGAGAAACGGGGAGAGGCCGGCCAGGGGGCAGACCCUGCUGCCCAGCGUCCCCUUGACAAAGAAAAGCCUUGCUGAUUCCGUGAUGCUGCCGGUGGCUGCUGUGACCCCUGAGACGACAGUAAGCACCGUGGGACUCCUGGCAGACAAGGGUGUGGUCCUCGUGGGCCAGCCUGUGGCUAGAGUGGCCCCCUCAGGACGCCACAGCGGGCUGGCACACGAGGGGAGCUUUAUGAACGCAGUGAACGUGGUUGUGCCUUCAGGGUUCACCUGUGUCAUGUUUUAUGUCCCAGGAAGCCAGUAGGUGGGCAAAGAUGUGCUUUGUGGAAAAGCACGCACCCCAGCUUCCUCGGCAUUCAGUGUAGGGAGUGUAAACGCAGAAUGGUUUAAAAGCUGCAUCUGACCAAAACUGCUGUCAUCCCAUAAAAUCCUAUGUUGAUCCCGAGGUAACAUUUGGCAAACCCAGUCACACCCGUUCCUCCACUGUAUCAAAUAAAUUAACUAGGGGAAGCCUAGAUUUAUCUAAUGGAGGAAAUAAAUGAGUUUA
Condylura cristata (star-nosed mole) is the source of this 1717-nucleotide messenger RNA. Its product is annotated as gastrula zinc finger protein XlCGF17.1-like. Bases 259 to 1248 code for a protein of 329 amino acids. The record is from RefSeq and is a predicted model, not a curated record. Gene Ontology annotation, biological process: negative regulation of transcription by RNA polymerase II. Gene Ontology annotation, molecular function: DNA-binding transcription repressor activity, RNA polymerase II-specific. NCBI's taxonomy places the organism in Eukaryota, Metazoa, Chordata, Mammalia, Eulipotyphla, Talpidae. The transcript has 3 exons.